AUUUGCAGCCAAGUUACUGGUGUCGUGCAGGAGACGGGGGCGAGAGUGCGCAGUGGCGUCCCAGUGAAAGCUGCGCUGCGGUGGAGACGGCCAGCUGCUCCGCUCCCAGUGACACUUAAUGAGAUUAGAUGUUUCGUCUUAGUCUGCACCAGUGCAAAGGGGGUCAGCCUCGGGAUUAGCACCUUGCUCAGGAGUGACAUCACUUCAGCUCACUUUUUUUUUUAUUUUUAAACAGCAAUUCUUUCCUCUUCCAGUCGAUCCGCUUCAGGUCAUGGAUUCGACUGCUGAGUGGGAUGUUUUGAAGGACCAUGUGAAGCUCUCUGGAAGUUCUGCUCUUGAAUGAGGCAAGUGAGAGAAGGAGGCAGCUCGAGAGGAGAGGCACAGCUGUGGAUGAGUCUUCUGGACCGGUCACCCUCAUGCCACUGGGAAAUAACAAAGUGGGUGAUGACAGCACGGUUGGCGCGAACAAAGCUUCGGCUGACGGGAAGACUCUGGUGGACUCUCUGGUGAAGGUGGUGGCCUGCUACAGGCAGCUGGCCUCGUGUGUCGGCGGCUCCACCGACAGUCUGCAGCUGCGAGAUGAACUGCGGCAAACACGAGAAAAAGCCCAGACGCUGGCCGUGUCCAUCUGCCAUCACCUGACCCGACACCUGCGCGACAGGAACCUGCCGUCAGAGCAGAGGAAGGAGAUGGAGCUGCUGUGGGUCACCUUCUCUUCCUGCCUGGAGCUCCACCAUGUUGACAUGUGCAAGGUGCUGAAGAUGUCUGAGCUUUUCGCUCUGGCCAACGCCGCGGCGCUGGUCAAGACUGGGGUUGAAGGAGGCGUUGGGGAAGUCGCAGCUCGGGCCCUGAGUGUGGCUGACCUGAACCCGGCCCAGAAUCCAGCUCUGCCCAACAGCCUGGAGCAUCAGGAGCGCAGCGCCACGGAGCAGGAGAUCAGCCAGAUCGACCACAUGAUCGAGGACAUGGAGACGAAGGUCAACGUGAUGAGGUGGAUGGUGGAGCCGCUCGGGCCCCAGUACCCGGAGCCACUCAGCCGCAGCAACAGUGCCUCCUUGGCGCUGCUCUCAGUGGACGAAGAGGAGCCUGGACCCAGACCUCUGUGCCAGCAGAACCGCGUCUUUGUGCUCUUCUUGCUGUGUCUUGUGAUUCUGGUCGCGGCUACUUUAUCAGCAUGCAUUGUCUUUUUCUCAUGAUGUGAAGCUUAGCAACACCCUGGAACGUAAAAUGAGCUGCUUCAACUUUGCUCUCAGUUGCAUAGUUAUAUCUAAUGAAUAUUCUCUAAAGCAAAAUGCUGGAAUAGACCCAAUAUUUGAUAAUCAUAACAGCCUGCAUGAUUCAAAUCCGCGCUGUUCAUGAGUGCUUUGUAGGAAAGAAAAGCUUUCCACUUCCAUUUGUGUGUUUGAUGUAAACAUUGAACUUUCAUGUCUUAUAAAAAGCUCAUCUUUAACUUGUUAUCAUUUUAAAUAUUUGACACAUUUUGAAAAUAAAGAUAA
Molecule: messenger RNA, 1496 nt
Organism: Synchiropus splendidus (mandarinfish)
Lineage: Eukaryota; Metazoa; Chordata; Actinopteri; Syngnathiformes; Callionymidae
Gene: rgs9bp
Product: regulator of G protein signaling 9 binding protein
Exons: 3
Coding region: 417-1196 (259 amino acids)
Biological process (GO): G protein-coupled receptor signaling pathway
Cellular component (GO): neuron projection
Source: RefSeq, a predicted model, not a curated record